Dipodomys spectabilis (banner-tailed kangaroo rat) is the source of this 5428-nucleotide messenger RNA. RefSeq names its product BAF chromatin remodeling complex subunit BCL11B (gene Bcl11b). The transcript is spliced from 4 exons. Gene Ontology annotation, biological process: positive regulation of transcription by RNA polymerase II. Bases 95 to 2911 code for a protein of 938 amino acids. Gene Ontology annotation, molecular function: RNA polymerase II cis-regulatory region sequence-specific DNA binding; DNA-binding transcription factor activity. NCBI's taxonomy places the organism in Eukaryota, Metazoa, Chordata, Mammalia, Rodentia, Heteromyidae. The record is from RefSeq and is a predicted model, not a curated record. Gene Ontology annotation, cellular component: nucleus.
CGGGCGGAGGAGGCGGCGCGGCGGCGGCGGCUCGGACCCCUCCCCGGACCCAUCAGAGCGGCUCUCCGGGCGAUGCCGGAAUAGAUGCAGGGCCAUGUCCCGCCGCAAACAGGGCAACCCGCAGCACUUGUCCCAGAGGGAGCUCAUCACUCCAGAGGCUGACCAUGUGGAAACGGCCAUUCUCGAUGAAGACGAGGGUCUGGAGAUAGAGGAGCCCAGCGGCCUGGGGCUGAUGGUGGGUGGCCCCGACCCUGACCUGCUCACCUGUGGCCAGUGUCAGAUGAACUUCCCCUUGGGGGACAUCCUGGUUUUUAUAGAGCACAAGAAGAAGCAGUGUGGUGGCAGCCUGGGUGUCUGCUACGACAAAGGCCUGGACAAGGGCAGCCCGCCACCUUCCUCCCGCGCCGAGCUCAGGAAAGUCUCUGAGCCCGUAGAGAUUGGGAUCCAGGUGACUCCCGAUGAAGAUGAACACCUGCUCUCACCCACGAAAGGCAUCUGCCCCAAGCAGGAGAAUAUUACAGGGCCGUGCAGGCCUGCCCAGCUGCCAGCGAUGGCCCCCAUAGCUGCCUCCUCCUCCCACCCUCACACAUCUGUGAUUACUUCACCUCUGCGUGCCCUGGGCGCUCUCCCGCCCUGCUUCCCGCUGCCCUGCUGCAGCGCGCGCCCCCUGUCGGGCGACGGGACUCAGGGUGAGGGUCAGACGGAGGGUCCCUUUGGAUGCCAGUGUCAGUUGUCAGGUAAAGAUGAGCCUUCCAGCUACAUUUGCACAACCUGCAAGCAGCCCUUCAACAGCGCGUGGUUCCUGCUGCAGCACGCGCAGAACACGCACGGCUUCCGCAUCUACCUGGAGCCGGGGCCGGCCAGCAGCUCGCUCACGCCGCGGCUCACCAUCCCGCCGCCCCUGGGGCCCGAGGCCGUGGCCCAGUCCCCGCUCAUGAAUUUCCUGGGCGACAGCAACCCCUUCAACCUGCUGCGCAUGACGGGCCCCAUCCUGCGGGAGCACCCGGGCUUCGGGGAGGGCCGCCUGCCCGGCACGCCGCCCCUCUUCAGCCCGCCGCCGCGCCACCACCUGGACCCGCACCGCCUGAGCGCCGAGGAGAUGGGGCUCGUCGCCCAGCACCCCAGUGCCUUCGACCGAGUCAUGCGCCUCAACCCCAUGGCCAUGGACUCGCCGGCCAUGGACUUCUCCAGGCGGCUCCGCGAGCUGGCCGGCAACAGCUCCACGCCGCCGCCCGUGUCGCCGGGCCGCGGCAACCCUAUGCACCGGCUCCUGAACCCCUUCCAGCCCAGCCCCAAGUCCCCGUUCCUGAGCACGCCGCCGCUGCCCGCCAUGCCCCCGGGCGCCGGCACGCCGCCGCCGCAGCCGCCCGCCAAGAGCAAGUCGUGCGAGUUCUGCGGCAAGACGUUCAAGUUCCAGAGCAACCUCAUCGUGCACCGGCGCAGCCACACGGGCGAGAAGCCCUACAAGUGCCAGCUGUGCGACCACGCGUGCUCGCAGGCCAGCAAGCUCAAGCGCCACAUGAAGACGCACAUGCACAAGGCCGGCUCGCUGGCCGGCCGCUCGGACGACGGGCUGUCGGCCGCCAGCUCCCCGGAGCCGGGCACCAGCGAGCUGGCGGCCGAGGGCCUCAAGGCGGCCGACGGCGACUUCCGCCACCACCACCACCACCCGCACGAGAGCGACCCGUCGCUGGGCGCCGAGCCCGAGGAGGAGGACGAGGAGGAGGACGAGGAGGAGGAGGAGCUGCUGCUGGAGAACGAGAGCCGCCCCGAGUCCAGCUUCAGCAUGGACUCGGAGCUGAGCCGCAACCGGGAGAACGGCGGCGGCGGCGGCGGCGUGGUCGGCGGGGGUGGCGGCGGCGGCGUGGCCGGGGUGCCCGGGGGCGCGGGCGGCGUCGGGGCGGCGGUGAAGGCGCUGGCUGACGAGAAGGCGCUGGUGCUGGGCAAGGUCAUGGAGAACGUGGGGCUGGGCGCGCUGCCGCCCUACGGCGACCUGCUGGCGGCCGACAAGCAGAAGCGCGGCGCCUUCCUGAAGCGCACGGCGGGCGGCGGCGGCGGGGACGCGGGCGACGACGACGACCUGGAUGACGACGGCGCGGGCGGCUGCGGCGCGGUGGGCGACGCGGGCGCGGCGGGCAGCGUGGUGGGCGGCGGCGCGGUGAACGGGCGCGGCGGGGGCGGCGGCGGCCUGGGCGGCUUCGGGCCCGGCGCCGACCCCUUCCCCGGGCUCUUCCCGCGCAAGCCCGCGCCGCUGCCCAGCCCCGGGCUCAACAGCGCGGCCAAGCGCAUCAAGGUGGAGAAGGACCUGGAGCUGCCGCCCGCCGCGCUCAUCCCGUCCGAGAACGUGUACUCGCAGUGGCUGGUGGGCUACGCGGCCUCGCGGCACUUCAUGAAGGACCCCUUCCUGGGCUUCACGGACGCGCGCCAGUCGCCCUUCGCCACGUCGUCCGAGCACUCGUCGGAGAACGGCAGCCUGCGCUUCUCCACGCCGCCCGGGGACCUGCUGGACGGCGGGCUGUCCGGGCGCAGCGGGACGGCCAGCGGGGGCAGCACGCCGCACCUGGGCGGGCCCGGGCCCGGCCGGCCCAGCUCCAAGGAGGGCCGGCGCAGCGACACGUGCGAGUACUGCGGCAAGGUGUUCAAGAACUGCAGCAACCUCACGGUGCACCGGCGGAGCCACACCGGCGAGCGGCCUUACAAGUGCGAGCUGUGCAACUACGCGUGCGCGCAGAGCAGCAAGCUCACGCGCCACAUGAAGACGCACGGGCAGAUCGGCAAGGAGGUGUACCGCUGCGACAUCUGCCAGAUGCCCUUCAGCGUCUACAGCACCCUGGAGAAACACAUGAAGAAGUGGCACGGCGAGCACUUGCUGACGAACGACGUCAAAAUCGAGCAGGCCGAGAGGAGCUGAGCGCGCGAGGGCGCGCGCGCACACACACACCAGCGCGCAUGCCCGCACGCCAGCACACACGCCAGCGCGCAUGCGCGCAGGGGGGGCGGUGGUCUCCUCCCACAUCCCCCUGUCCACCCCACACCCCAUUUCCCCCUCACACCUCCAGGCUUCCCGCACCUGUACAGUGGAACCAUUGCCAACCGAGAGAAUGCUGACCUGAAUCGCCCCACCCCGCGUCACCGCCGCUGAUCGCCCCUGCUGCGUCACCCCCACCCCGGGGAUGGUGGUGAGGGUUUGGGGGGGUCACCCCCAAGAAGGCGGUGGCACUCCAACCUAACCUGUGUCUGCGAAGUCCUAUGGAAACCCGAAGCCUGAUGAAGGCUGUUUAAAAAAAAAGAAAAAAAAAAAGAAAAAAAAAUUGUGGAGCCUUUUAACUGUGCAAUAAUUUCUGUAUUUAUUGGGUUUUUGUAAGUUUUUGGGCAUGUGCAGGUACUUUUCUUUUUACUUCUUCUUCUUUCUGUUUAAAUUCCUUUCAAAAGAUUUUGUUGGGUAUCCAUCCUUUCUUCAUUUCACAAAACCACAAAAACAAAAAACCCACAAAAAAAAAAAUCUCCACCCAGUAGUCUGAACAAGGACUCAAAAGCAAUGUAGAGGGAAACCUAUCUUUUAAAUUAUAAUUUUUUGUGUGGGGGGGCCGCUGCUUUUUUGAAACUUAAGCUAAGCAUGUGUAAUUUCUUGUGAAGAAGCCAACACUUAAAUGACUUUUAAAGUUGUUUACUUUUUUUUUUUUAAAUUCCUUCCUUGAUGAUUUUUGUUUUGAAAUUUAAAAAGUGGCAUGUGUUUGGGGAGGGGGGACUUUUUUUUAAGUUUGUUUUUAUUGGGGAGGGGGUGGAUGUACAGCGGAUAACAAUCUUUACAAUCGUAGCACUUUGUGUCCGAAGCGGAAUGGAGAUGUAGCACUGAGCGGGGGGCCCUGGUCCCCGAGGCCUUUUUCUGUAUUGACUUCAAGUUAUAGAAGGGAAACCUGGGAGUGGGGGGUGAGCUAGGGAAGGGACCCCCCCCCCCCCAACUAACUAACUCAGUAUCCAGAGAGAAGCCCAGCUUCCAGGCUGCCCCCAAAAGGGCCCUGGAUGGAACAUGGCGCCACUCCUGGUAGUUACCAGCAGGUCCUCACCCGGUCCCUGGGCCUGGGCUGGGCCCCGGGGAGAUGCGCUCGGCCCUCUGCUGUGGAAUCGGCUGCGUGGAACGGGCCGGGCCGAUGGGUGGUCCGUGGCCCGCAGUGACACAGAAAGGAAGAAACCGGUGGACUUGGCGCAGGCGUCCUCUGACUUGACAGCUCCAGGCCCAGGUUCGUGUUGCUCCAAGCGGUACUCGAUCCCGGAGCGGACGCGCCCAGCGCCCUGAUGGUGGAUCCCGACGGCACGACCGGGCAGGACGGGGCGCCUGCCUCCUCCUGUUCCCCUCUUCCUAGCCAGCAGGGGAAGACCCCAGCCGAAGGGGCCCAGCGCUACUUCCCCCUUUGUUUUUGUUUUUGUGUUUCAUCUCCGAUUAGGUUGGAAGGGACGAAACAUUGGAUCAUUCAGAUUAGACAUUUAAUUCUGUUGACCCGCACUUUAAAGCUUUUGUUUGCAUUUAAAUUAAAUGGCUUCUAAACAAGAAAUUGCAGCAUAUUCUUUCUCUUUGGCCCAGAGGUGGGUUCAACUGCAAGGGACAGCUGAGAUUGAGUGUCAGUGUUGCUAAGCGUGGCAUUCACAAUGCUGGCACUAUAAAAAAAAAGUAAAAUGAUAAUUUAUUGGACAGUUUUUCUACUGCCAUUCAAUUUGACAUGAGUGCCUUGAAAACUGAUCUUCCUAUUUGAGUCUCUUGAGACAAAUGCAAAACUUGUUUUUCUUUUUUCCCUUUUUUUUUUUUUUUGUGGAAAUGAAAGACUUUUUAAAAAAAAUAAUACAAGAAAAAUACAUUCUUUAGAAACAAAGCCACCUUUAAUUAAAAAUAAUUUUUAAAAAUUCCUGGUUGAAGAUAGAGGACUUGUAAAUGCCAUGAGACCCAAUCAAAUGAAGAAACAAACCCAACACAACCGUGGACAUCCGAUAGCUGGACUUUCCUCAGCCCCUUUUGUUUUGGGACAACGCUGCUUAGGUGUGGAGUGGAGGUGAUUUUUACUGCUGAUUUAAAACUCAAGUGACACAUGUUGAUAUUGUUGAAUGAAAAAAACCAUUCAGGAACAACGGCUAAUUUUUUUCUAAAGUUAAAUUUAGUGCACUCUGUCUUAAAAAUACGUUUACAGUAUUGGAUACAUACAAGGGUAAAAAAAUAAUUGUGUGUAUGUGUGUUGGAGCGAUAAUUUUUUUUCAAAGUUUGCUUCAUAGGUUAUUAAAAAAAUGCCGCAAUGGCUGCGUGUAUAUUGUUUUCUUUUGGUGAUGGGGUUUUAGUAUAUAUUAUAUAUAUUAAAAUUUCUUGAUUACUGUAAAAGUGGACCAGUAUUUGUAAUAAUCGAGAAUGCCUGGGCAUUUUACAAAACAAGAAAAAAAAACA